Molecule: messenger RNA, 3639 nt
Organism: Besnoitia besnoiti
Lineage: Eukaryota; Apicomplexa; Conoidasida; Eucoccidiorida; Sarcocystidae
Product: Vps53 family protein
Exons: 7
Coding region: 1-3639 (1212 amino acids)
Biological process (GO): retrograde transport, endosome to Golgi
Cellular component (GO): GARP complex
Source: RefSeq, a predicted model, not a curated record
AUGGCGGCGCCUCCCUCCUCCGCGAGCCCCGCGCCGCUUUCUGCCGCGGCGCCGCUACUGCGGCCUGCGCCACGCCCCUCCUCGUCUGCCGCUCUCGCGUCUUCCGCGGCGGCCGCUUCGCCGCCUCUCUCUUCGUCGCCGCCUUCCUCCGAAGUGCUUGCGGUGUGCAUUCAGCAGCUCAACGAGGAGUUUCCGACGCUCGAGUCGCUGGCGUCGCUGGACGCAAAGAUUGCCUCGCUGCAGGCCUACCUCCGGGCGCUGGAUAAGGACAUUCUCGUGGCAGUCAGAGAGCAGGCACGGCGUUCGUCGUCUGCGUCGUUCGCCCCCGCGUCGGCGGCCUCCGCGCCGGUCUCGCUGGAUGCGUUUCGCGCUCGCGUCAAGGCGCUGUCCUCGAGUUUCCACGCGAUGCGCGCGAAGACGGAGGCGAGCGACCGCAAAGUCGCCAAAAUCUGCUGGGACCUGCAGCGUCUCGCGCUGGCCAAGAAGAAUCUCACGCUCUCCAUCUCCUCCCUCAAGCGCCUGGUGAUGCUAGUCACUGCCCUCGACAAGCUUCGCGUCGCCGGCAAGAAUCGGAAGUACGCCGAGGCUGCGCAGCUCCUCCUUGCGAUCAACAACCUCGUGGGCACCUUCGAGCCCUACAGGGACCGCGUGGAACGCAUCGGCCUGCUCCUUAGCGAAAAGGAACUCCUCUGUCGCUCGCUGCAGCAGCAGCUGAUCGAGGACUACCAAGCGGUCUUCGAGGAAGACGCCUGCACCCUGCCAGCCUCCGCCGCGCUCUUCCGCGAGCCCCCCCGCGCGGCGGGUGUUUAUACACCCGCCGCCGAGGAGAAGAGCAGCAACCCGUUCGCGGCGGAUCUUUCGACGGGGGCGGGAGGGGGAGGGGGAGGCGGGGCUGCGGACCGGGGUGGCCUUCUGGCGUCCUUGGGUGCGUCUGCGUCGCCGUUCGCGCCCAACGAGCGCAGCGACGCGCUGCUGUUCCUCGAUCCGGCGCAGCGGGAGGCGCUGAAGGAAGCCCCUCUGGCUGUCGAGGUGCUCGGACCUGCCGUCGUCCGCGACGCUGUGCAACUCGUCUGCCACUCUCUGCUGUUCAACUACAAUAAACUCUUCCGACCCAACACUGCGGCGAUCUUCGGCGGCGACGCCCUCGAUGGUCGGAAGAGCCAGGCGGACGCGCAGGGCGCUGCGGGCCUCGAAGUCAUCGACCGGCGCUUCGCCUGGCUCAAGCGCACCAUGCGAGAGUUCGAGGGCAAGCACGAGUCGCUCUUCCCCGCCAGGUGGCGCGUGAAAAUGCAUCUCGCCACGCUCUUCUGCCGAGUCACCAAGCAGCACUUCGUGGACAUGCUGAGUUGUUCUCAGCACACGGUGGAUCCGAUUUUGUUGAUCAGGCUGUUGCACAAGACCGUGGAGUUCGAGUUAUCGCUGGACGCGAAGUUCCGACACGAAGAGAGUGCGCUGGAGAUGAUGAAGGAUCUCGAGAACGACCGGAAGUCUUCGCUGCUGGACGCGUCCUCCGCGGCGGCCUCGUUGCAGUACUACGACCAGGUCUUCCCCUCUGCGCAGAAUUCCUCCUCUUCCGGCUCGCUGAAUCCCUUCGAGCUGGAUAAGAGCGACGCGCCGCCGCCCGGAGGACCGACGGGGGGCAGGGAGCGCGAACGCCGCGAGGAAGAAGAGGAGAAGGAAGAGGCCUUCCAGCUCACCUGCUUCCACGGGUUGCUCUCGAGCGUGUUCGACCCGUUUCUCUUCCGGUGGGCGGAGUUCGAGGAGCAGCAACUGGUCGACUUCUUCUCUGCUGCGCUGGUCUCCGACAAACUCGUGCUGCACGCGCAAUACGCUCCCGCGAUCGUCGCUUCGGCCUUCUCUGAGAUCGACGCAGAGGAUGAGAAGCGCCGCAGGGGGCGAGCGCUGGAGCUUGAGCAACGCGACGGCGGCGCGAACGCCGACGACGUCGACGACUUGCUCGGCGAAGAAGAAGAAAGCGACGUGUGCGUUUUCUCCUCCGCCAGCGAGAUCCUCAGCGCAUGCAAGAAACUCUUCGACAAGGCGAAGGCCGUUAGCAGAGGCCAAGCCAUCAAGGAAAUCGCGCUCGUCCUCCAGAGGCUCUUCAAGAAAUACGCCGGCGUCCUCAAAAACCGACUUCCGGCUUCGAAGCAGUUCGCGUCACCACCGUCUCUGAGCGACCUCGCGGCGCUCUUCCCCUCUGGCGCUUCUGGCGAGUCGCUCGCGGCGCCGGGUGCGUCUCUCUCGGCUGCGUCCUGCAGCGUCUCCGCCGCCUCACCGUUCCUCCUCGCAUGCGCGACAGUGGGCACGAGUGUGUAUGUGGAGGCCUCGCUGGAGCGGCUGAAGGAGAAUCUGUCGAAGGCCCUCUUGGAGGCGAACGCGCCGGAUAAAAACGCGAUUUCCUCGCGGAGCUCGGCCGAAGACCUCGCUGACGGCGCCGGCACAGAAGCCGACGAGGCCCAGGAACUGAAAUUCGAAGAAGUGCACGAUCUCCUGUGGACCGUCCAGUCGUCGGCGAUCUCCCUCCUCGUCGCGUCGUUCAACUCUGCGAUUUCUUCUUCUCUUUCUUACAUGCUGGCGGAGGGCUCGAAGAAGGCCAGCGCGGCGUCGCGCGAAGAGCGCGAGAGCGAGGCCAGAGGCUGUCACGCGAACAUCUCUUCACUGCAGCGCCAACUCGAGCGCGGCAUGGCUGUCGCCAGUCUUUUCCUCAGCGCGACGCUCUGCCGCUUCGUGUGGGAUAAGCUUGCGCAGGCUGUCGUCUCGAAGGUCCACGCGCAGCUCGCGCAGAUCAAACAGCUGGCGCCGGCGGCCGCGGAGUCUCUGCUGCGAGACGUUGAGACCUUGCACGCCGCCCUCCUCGACUUGCCGGCGUCGGCGUAUCUCGGCGGCGAGGCGAACGGCACAGAGAAGCUCGGAAAAAACCGAAAAAAGAAAUUCCAAAUGCCCGCAGGGUAUGAGAAAUACGUCUCGCGGGAGAUGGAGCGCGCGGAAGCGCUUCUCCGCGUAGCUGCCUAUCCGCCGGAAGACGAGGUUGCGACUGUUUCACAUGGAGCGACGUCUCUGUUUGGGCGAUCGCAUUCGUCGUCUGCGGUCCCAAAGGUUGAGAAGACAACAGUUCUCCCGAUAAAAGAGAGCAAACUGUUUUCUUCUUCCUCUUUCUCGUCGUCCGCGCCUUCCUGUGCUUCGUCUUCUUCGCCGUCUUCGGGGUCUUCGGCGCCUUCGUCCUCUCUCGCGACCUUUCACUCUUCGUCCUCGCCCUUACCUUCCCCAUUCGCUGCGUCGUUCUCUGCAGCGCCGCCGCCGGUUUCCGCUUCUUCACCCUUCGCGCCGCAGGCCUCCAAGCGCGAGGAGGACUCUGAGACCAGCGACGCCGGCAGAGAGGGCGUUGGGUCGCCGGACACGAAUCCCUUCUCCGCGCCCUUCGCUACUUCGUUUUCUUCCUCCUUCUCGCCUGCGCUCGCUUCGGUCCCUCUAGGGGGCUUCGACGCCAGGAGGCACUCAGAAAAGGAGAGUGACCGGAAGGAGGAGAGAGGCACUGGAGGCGCGAUGCUGCCUCUGCAUGCGCUCGGCGACACGCUGAGAGAACAGGGCCUGAAGGCCGCGGGAGAUGUCAAAAAACUUAUCACAGGGGCGCGACUCUAG